AUGCUUUUCUCAAUCCACCAGAAGGCCGCGUCUGCCUUAGGACUCGCCAUGGCUGUUUCCUCUGCGCCGGCGAAUGAGCGAACCAAGAUCAACCUCUUCGAGCGCGGUGUUGGCCUUGGAUGGCUCUGCCACUUCGACGGCGUUGCUGCUCCCACCGUUGACGCUUCUUUGAAUCUUCCUCUCAUGCUUGGAGGAUUGUGUGCGAAGGUCAACUACGACUAUGACGGCUGUAAUAGCUUCAAGCCGCUUGGUAAAGCCCCAGGUGGCCACGGUGAUCCCGUCAAGGCCCAAUCAAUCGACCAGGAUGACGACGACAAGAACACCAAGGACCAUGUCAAGCCCAAGCACAACAAAGGAGACGACUCCGGCUCAGUUGGUGCUCAAUCGUUCAACGACGCCGGCGGCAAUGACUCGGACGAGUCAUCCCCCGACGGUAAGGCCAGCUCGCCCAGCUCGCACCACAAGAAGCCCAAAAGCCACGAUGAAGACGAUGAUGGACUCACCAGCGCUCAAUCCUACAACGAUGCCGGAGACAGCGGCAAACCCAAGAAAGAUCACCCUUCUUCCGUCGGUGCCCUCGGAGCCGCAGACGGUGAUGAUGACCGUUGCAACCGCAAUGAGCACUACAGCUCGCAGCUAAAGAAAUGUGUCAACAAGAGCUUUUUCUCCAAGGCCAACGAGGACUCCACUUGCAAGAAUGGCAAACUCGAUGCACUCCUCAAACUCUGCCUCGACGUCUCCAUCUUAGGUCUCACCAAACCUCUCCACGCUGAGGCUACCGUUUUACCUUUCGGCCCUGGUCGUCAAGGCAAGGACGGCUGCCCGGUUGGACAACAGCUCUCUUCGCUCCUCAACGUCUGCGUUGACCAGAAGUUCUUCUCGGGCCCUUUGGCCAACAACCAAUGCCAACCGGGAUGGAAGCUUGACCUCGUCCUUGGCAUCUGCUUAGACUUAGUGGGUUGUAAAAACCAGGGCUUAACUAACUGA
Molecule: messenger RNA, 987 nt
Organism: Puccinia triticina
Lineage: Eukaryota; Fungi; Basidiomycota; Pucciniomycetes; Pucciniales; Pucciniaceae
Exons: 4
Coding region: 1-987 (328 amino acids)
Source: RefSeq, a predicted model, not a curated record